AUGCGGAAAGAACAAAGGGACAGCCAGAAAUCCAUUUUCAAAAGUGGCACGGAGCAGUUUUUCCAUGUAGGCGACUUGAUAAAUGCACUUCCAGACACGGAUAAAUUUGGGGCAUCUUCCAGUGACAAAGUCCGUAUUACUGAAGAAAGAAGGGGAUCUGCCGUGUUCCUUCGCGUUGAAGAUCAUAGUGUUAAAGUUACGGAUGGCAGAGAAUAUGCAACAAAGACGACGCUUAAUAAUGAUAGCAAAUUCACUGCUUACAGAGAAAAAGAAGCAAUAUUUUUGCAUGUUGAAGACACGAGUGUCAAAGUAACAGAAGGAAGAAAACAACCACCUGUAUUUAUGCACGUAGACGAUACAAGUUCAAAUAUUUCCGAAAACAAUGAAGAGCCUGCCCACUUUUUUCAUGUCGAGAAUACUGAAAUUCGUGUGACCAAAAACAAUGUGCUUGAUGGUUUUACUGCUUAUUCCAGAGGAGGAAUAUACUCAUGGAUUUGGUGA
Messenger RNA from Mucor mucedo, 501 nucleotides. RefSeq lists its product as uncharacterized. The record is from RefSeq and is a predicted model, not a curated record. The coding region runs from base 1 to 501 and encodes 166 amino acids. The transcript has a single exon. NCBI's taxonomy places the organism in Eukaryota, Fungi, Mucoromycota, Mucoromycetes, Mucorales, Mucoraceae.